AUGGCUGGCUUUCUUUUUCUUUAUGCUAUUAGACAUUACAUUGUUUCUCUGGCUGUGGGAAUCUGCCACAGAGUCCCACAAAGGGCGGGACAUACCUGUCUUGAUGGACAUUCAGAAAUGGAAAGACCGACCCGCCGUGGGGUGCACAGGCCUGGCCCCAUCGGCGCCCAUAUUCUUGGAUGGUCGGGAAGACACUGCUGGUUACCCCUCUCUUCAGCCUCCAUGUCCCUGUGCCAACGUUUAGAUAAGGUCAAUGGGGUGACAGUUCACGGAGCCACGCCCCUCUUCAGUGCUUGCUGCAGUGGCAGCACUGCGUGCGUCAACGUGCUGCUGGAGUUUGGAGCCAAGGCCCUGCUCGAGGUGCACCUGGCUUCACCCAUCCACGAGGCAGUAAAGAGAGGUAAUAGAGAAUGCAUGGAGAUUCUGCUGGCAAAUAACGUUAACAUUGACCAGGAAGUGCCUCACCUUGGAACUCCCCUGUAUGUGGCUUGCACCUAUCAGAGGCUAGACUGUGUGAAGAAGCUUCUAGAAUUAGGAGCCAAUGUUGACCACGGCCAGUGGCUGGACACCCCCCUCCAUGCCACCAUGAAGCAGAACAGUGUGGAAAUCAUCCACCUGCUGAUAGACUACGGGGCUAACCUCAAGUGCAGAAACGCUCAGGGCAAAAGUGCGCUUGAUCUGGCAGCUCCGAAAAGCGGCGUGGAGCAGGUGCUCCUGCUCCGGAAAGGCCCGCCUGCUCUUUCCCAGCUGUGCCGCCUGUGUGUCCGGAAGUGCUUGGGUCGCGUCUGUCAUCAGACCAUCCACAAACUGUAUCUGCCGGAGCCCCUGGAAAAAUUCCUCCUAUACCAGUAGUCCCAACUGUCCACAGGAAGAUACUUGGAAAUAAACAGGUUGUUGCUUGCUGUACCCAGGGUACCUAGUGUAACACCCAACAGCUAGACUCUCAAAUGAGCUAAGCUACUUAGAGCACAUCCCUGAUGGACUGGCACAUGUGGGGAAUGAAAACUCCUGGUUAGUUUAAUGUUCUCUUUAACCAAGGGGCAAUCAGAAACUUUUCUGUUUUUAGCUCUUGUUGUUAAGAAACUUUAAAAAAUUGUGAAGUAGGGUGAAAUUAAUAGGCUGUUUUUCAAGAUUCAUGAUCUUCGAUUAUCUAAGGAUCACCGUUCUGAAUAGCGUGUAGACACGUAUAAAUCUGGGUGGAUAAGAUUAGGAUGAAUAUAAGUAUUCCAAGAUGGGUUCCUGAUUUAGUUCUUCCCUUCUUCCCCCUUUCUUUCUUUCCUUCCAUGAAUAAAUCUCUGCAUGAAAGUUUUUUUUUAAAUAAA
Messenger RNA from Balaenoptera ricei (Rice's whale), 1322 nucleotides. RefSeq names its product ankyrin repeat and SOCS box protein 11-like. The record is from RefSeq and is a predicted model, not a curated record. Gene Ontology annotation, molecular function: protein binding. The transcript has a single exon. The coding region runs from base 1 to 852 and encodes 283 amino acids. Gene Ontology annotation, biological process: protein ubiquitination; positive regulation of protein catabolic process; intracellular signal transduction. Lineage: Eukaryota; Metazoa; Chordata; Mammalia; Artiodactyla; Balaenopteridae.